CUAGUUGAAUGUGUUACACUCAUCAUUAGCUAUCGUGGCCGAGAACAAACAUUUAGAUGUCCUUGGUUUUAGUGGAAACAGCCUAUCCAACCACACACACGUAUAAAAGGGAAGAGCAGCACUCUGACCUGCUUUUUGAAGUGUGACACCAACAAGAGGACAAUGUGGUUAGAGACAUCCCUGAUCAGUGUCGGAGCUGUGUUUUUGCUGGUUCUGCUCUUAUUUUUCCUCAUUUCUGGUCAAACAGACACUCGUUUACAGGGAAAGGAGGAAACAGGGGCUGAAUGUGGAUUUCUGCAGCGUCUUUAUCAGUUUCUCCAUCAUUCCUCCUCCCCCGCCCUCCCCGGACCCCCCAGCCGAUUUCUAAUUGGCAACAUGAUGGAAAUGACACAUGAUCACAUGCCAUCACACCUGACGAAUCUGGCGCAGCGCUAUGGAAACAUAUACCGUCUGAAAUGUGGAAGCACAACCUUGGUGGUGCUCAACAGUGGUGAAGUCAUAAGGGAAGCACUGGUGAAGAAAUGGUCUGACUUUGCAGGGAGGCCAGCUUCCUACACAGGUGAUAUUGUGUCAGGAGGUGGGCGUAACAUCUCUCUGGGGGAUUACACCGAGGAGUGGAGGGCGCAUCGCCGUGUCGUCCACAGCGCCUUGCUGCGCUGCUGCCAGCAGUCUUUGCACGGCGUGAUCGAGAGGCAGGCUCUGCAUCUGAGAAAGGUGCAGAAGACAAUCAGCAGCUGCGGGAAUCUCAGCUGGAAUGUUGCCUCGUCACGUGAUCUGACAAAGCUCGGUUUGUUUACCACUCAGGUUCUGAUGGACUAUCAAGGGACAGCUGCAGAUCUCUCAGAGGACUUCACGGUAGCAGCCAGCAACGUCAUCACCACUCUGGCUUUUGGAAAAGAAUACGACAAGACGUCAUCCGAGCUGCAGGAGCUUCACAGCUGUCUAAAUGAGAUAGUUGGUUUGUGGGGCUCCUCUUGGAUCUCUGCUCUGGACUCCUUUCCUCUGCUCAGAAAAUUACCCAAUCCUGUGUUUGCUCGUCUUCUCAAAGAGGUGGCCAGGAGGGAUGAAAUUAUCAAACAGCAUCUCCGUGAUUAUAAGCUGCAAGACAACAAGAAAGCAGAUGCCAUAAUGGGAUCCCUCCUCCAGGCUUUUGACAAACAAAACAACGCCGAACAAGGACAGCUCUUGACAGAUGUCCACGUCCACAUGACUACUGUGGAUCUUCUCAUCGGUGGGACAGAGACCACGGCGGCUUGGCUGAACUGGACCGUGGCUUUCCUGUUACACAGACCAGAGGUUCAGACCAGAGUGUACGAGGAGUUGUGCACGGUUUUAGAGGAGCGUUAUCCCAAAUACAGUGACAGACACAGACUUCCUGUUCUGAGCUCAGUGAUCAACGAGGUGCUCAGACUCAGACCAGUCGCUCCUUUGGCCGUACCUCACCGAGCCAUCAGAGACAGCAGCAUCGCAGGUUAUUUCAUCCCCAAGAACACCGUCAUCAUUCCUAACCUUUUUGGAGCUCAUCAUGAUCCUGCAGUCUGGUCUGAGCCAUACAGCUUCAAACCAGAGCGCUUUCUGGAAGGAGGAGGAGGCUCCGCUCGCUCGCUGAUGCCUUUUGGAGGGGGGGCUCGGCUCUGCCUAGGGGAGUCCUUGGCCAAAAUGGAGCUGUUUUUGUUCACUGCCUACCUACUGAGAGAUUUUGAGUUCAUCCUUCCUGAGAGAGGAGCCCCCCUGCCUGAUCUAACAGGGCUGGCCAGUGUUGUACUAAAGAUCGAGGCCUACAGAGUCGUUGCACGUCCCAGACCUUUAACUGAACCGUAGUCGGUGUGGUGCUCAGCUUGUUCCAACUGUUUUCCUGUCUCCUGAAUCAGUUUUGGUCCUGAUGAAAAUAGGAUUUAUUAAACAUGUUAGACAAUGAGAAUAAUAAAGUAUAAAGAAAACUAACUCAAUUUUUCUAUUUUCAAUUUUUAUUUAUUAAAUAGUUUUGAUUAGUGAAUGUUACCCUUGUGUAUUUAUCUGUAUUAAUGUUUCCUUUUCUCUAAGCUGCCUAACAAGGAAAUUUCCUCACAGUGGGAUUAUUAAAGUCUGUUCUAUUUUAUUGUAUUCUAGUCUAUUCUAACUAUACUGCAGCCUGCAUCUGACCUAACCUAACUCUCAUUUUAAAGAUUAAUCUGGGGCUUCAGGUCUGAAAACGGACAUGGUCCCAGCUUGUUUUUAUCUCUCUACUGUGAUUCAUUCUAUUUAUUUUACUGAACAUCCAUCCAUACAUCCAUUUUCAGCCACUUAUCUGGGGUCGGGUCAUGGGGGCAACAGCCUAAGCAGGGAGGCCCAGACUCCCCUUUCCCCAGCCACUUGGGCCAGCUCCUCCUAGAGAAUCCUAAGUUUCAUAGUCAGCCAUAGACAAAGCCCCUCCAGUGUUGAACGUGCCCAGAAAACAUCACUGGAAGGCCGUCAGAAGGCUUCCUGACCAGAUGCCCAAGCCGCCUUAACUGGCUCCUCUCAUUGUGGAGAAGCAGCAGAUCUACUCUGAGCCACUCUCAGAUGACUGAGCUUCUCGCCCUAUCUCUAAAAGAGAGUCCAGCCACCCUGCAGAAAAAACUCAUUUCGGCCACUUGUAUCUGUGAUCUGAUUCUUUCGGUCACUACCCAAAGCUCAUGACUAUAGGUGAGGGUAGGAAUGUGAUUGAGCAGUAAAUCGAGAGCUUUGCCUUCUGGCUCAGUUCUCUCUUCACCACGACAGAUGGGUACAACGCCCGCAUCAUGGCAGACGCAGCACCAAUCCGCCUGUCGAUCUCACUCUCGUGAACAAGUCUCCAAGAUACUUAAUCCUCUCAGACUCAAAAUAAGUUUUGAUAAAAGGACGAACAACUAAGUCCUUCAGGGGAACUUCUGAGUUAAAAAAUGCUCAUGAAACACGUGUGUGGAGUAACCAGGUAGGUAGGUUUUAAUGUUGCUAAUCUGCUCACCUGCCUCCAGAGGGUUAAACUCCUCCACUUGAGGCAGUUAUUCACAUUGGCGGUAACGACACCCGGUUACGCCAAUCGGAGGUCACUAAAAUUAAUGUUGCUUCGCUGUGCAAGUUUGCCAAAACAAUGUCGGACUCCGUAAUUUUCUCUGGCCCCCUACCCAAUCGGACCAGUGACGACAUGUUUAGCCGCACGCUGUCCUUCAACCGCUGGUUGUCUAGGUGGUGUCCUGAAAACAACGUGGGCUACAUUGAUAAUUGGAAAACUUUUUGGGGAAAACCUGGUCUGAUGCGGAGAGACAGCAUCCAUCCCUCUUUGGAUGGAGCAGCUCUUCUUUCUAGGAAUAUGGCCAGUUUCAUUAGUCCUCCAUGACAACCCAGGGUCCAGACCAGGAAGCAGAGUCGUAAUUUAACACACCCCUCUGCAGCUUCUGUACUGUUACCCACCCACUACCCCAUAGAGACAGUGUCCUGCCCACGGCCAAAACCACACAGAUUAAAUAUCAGACUUAAUAAAGCAAACCAUGGAAAUCUCAUAAAUAUUAGAACAAAUUCAACUGAGCAGAAAACUAGAAAAAUUAAAUGUGGGUUGUUGAACAUUAGGUCUAUUUUUUCUAAGACUUUGUUAGUUAAUGACUUGAUCUGUGAUAAUCAGAUUUCUUUGCUUUCUCUCACAGAAUCCUGGCUGCAGCAAGAGGACUAUGUUAGCUUAAAUGAGUCGACUCCUUCAAAUUAUUUAAAUCAUCAUAUUGCUCGAAGUACAGGGCAAGGAGGAGGAGGAGUAGCAACCAUUUUUCAUUUGGACUUAUUUAAUCAGUCCCUUACAGAUUAAUAGUUACAGUUUGUUUGAACAUCUUAUUCUUAGUUUUCCUAAUCCAGAUUGCAAAACUGUAAAACCACUCUUGUUUGUAGUUUUAUAUCGUCCACCAGGCCCUUACUCUGAGUUUUUGGAUCAGAUCUCUGAUUUUUUUAUCUGAUUUGGUGCUAAAUACUGAUAAGGUCAUUGUAGUGGGGGAUUUUAACAUUCAUGUGGACAUUGAAAAUGAUAGCCUCAAUGUAGCCUUUAGUAAUAUCUUAGACUCAAUUGGUUUUACUCAAAGAAUAGAUAGCUCCACCCACUCCUGCCAUCAUACAUUAGACCUUGUGCUGACUUAUGGCAUAGAGUGUGAGGAAAUAACGAUCUUUCCACAUAAUCCAGUCCUCUCGGACCACUUUCUGAUAACCUUUGAGUUUUUUAUAACUGAGUUCUCGAGACAUGAAAGUAAAUUUCACUAUAGUCUGUCUCUAUCUGACAACGCAGUUGCGUCUUUUAAAUCAACUGUUCCAUCUUUACUGUCCUCAGCAUCUCAGAGGAACGUAGCAGAGGGCAAUAUUUUCAUUUCUAGCCCCUCACAAAUUGAUGCCUUAGUUCAUCAUGUUAAUUCCUCUUUACGUGUGGCAUUAGAUGAUGUUGCCCAUAUAAAAAAGAAGAUAAUUAGGGACAGGAAGUUGACUCCCUGGUUUAAUUCUCAUUUACGAGCUUUAAAACAAAACUCUAGGAAAUUGGAGAGAACAUGGCGCUCUACGCACCAUGAGGAGGCCUACCUAUCCUGGAAAAAUAGUCUUGUGCUUUAUAAAAAUAAGCUUCAACAAACUAGGACUGCUCAUUUCUCAGCACUAAUUGAGGAGAAUAAGAAUAAUCCUAAAUUUCUUUUCAGUACAGUUGCUAAACUUACACAGAAUCAUAGCUCUGAGCCAUCUAUUCCCUUAGCCCUCAGCAGCAAUGACUUCAUGGGAUUUUUUACAAGUAAAAUUAAUUCUAUUAGAAACAAAAUCUUUAGCAUCCUCCCUAAUGCGAUUUCUUCUUCCUCAGUAAGUGAGGCAGCAUCAGAGGUAACUGUAGAACCUCAUCUGUGCUUGAACCGUUUUGAUCCAGUUGAGCUUUCAGAGUUAUCAAAAAUAUUAGCUUCAUCUAAACCUUCCACUUGCAUUUUGGAUCCAAUCCCAACCAAAUUAUUUAAAGAAGCAUUUCCUUUGGUUACUGCCCCCAUUCUAGAUAUAAUCAAUCUAUCCUUAGUAAAUGGAUAUGUACCACAGGAUUUUAAGGUUGCUGUAAUCAAACCUUCACUUAAGAAGCCUUCUCUGGAUCCAGGUGACCCAAUGAAUUAUAGACCAAUAUGUAACCUUCCAUUUUUAUCCAAAGUCCUGGAGAAAAUAGUAGUCGUCCAAGUAUGUGAGCAUUUAAACACUAAUGAUCUGUUUGAGGAAUUUCAGUCUGGUUUUAGAGAGUAUCACAGCACUGAAACUGCAUUAGUGAGAGUUACAAAUGAUAUUCUCAUGGCCUCAGAUAGGAAUCUUGUGUCUGUUCUAGUCUUGUUAGAUCUCAGUGCUGCCUUUGACACAGUAGAUCACAAUGUUCUUUUAGAAAGACUUGAACAUGUUGUAAAGAUCAAAGGAACAGCGCUAGGCUGGUUUAAAUCCUACCUGUCUGACAGAUUUCAUUUUGUAAACGUACAUGACAAAUCGUCUUCAUACUCCAGGGUUACUUGUGGAGUACCACAAGGUUCAGUGCUUGGACCAAUUCUUUUUACUAUACAUAUGCUCCCAAUUGGUAAAAUCAUUAGACAGCAUGGGAUAAACUUUCACUGUUAUGCUGACGAUACUCAGUUAUAUUUAUCUAUUAACCCUGAUGAACCUAAUCGGUUGGGUAGAUUACAGGCUUAUCUUGACAACAUAAAAAAUUGGAUGACUCUAAACUUUUUUCUUUUAAAUCAAGACAAGACGGAAGUUCUCAUCUUUGGACAAGAAAUCUAGAAAAGGAAAUUGCUUAGCCAAUCGCCUGACCUGAAUGGCAUUAUAUUUAUCUCUGACAAUAAAGUAAGGAACCUUGGUGUUAUCUUUGACCAGGACAUGUCCUUCAAAUCCCAGGUUUAACAGGUUGGUGUGGUGUCGCUGCUCAUGCGGUCGACUGGUCAUCUUGUGUUGCAGCAGUAUAGGUUUUUUAAUCGGCUUAUCUGGAUAUUUAUUAGCUUUUAUUUUUUAGCUUUUUAAAAAGUUUUAGUUCUUUUGAGUUUUCCUGUACACAUCUAUAUGCAUUUGGCACCUUAAAUGUGUUGUCUUUGGAGACUUCCUGGAUGCUAAAUGUGGCCUGGCUCAGGCACUAGCUGAAGCUUUGUUUACUUACCUGGCUUCCCUUUUUGUCCCUCUUACUCCGCUGACUCCUUACUCUGGACUACAACUUCUGCUGGAAUGGAUAUUCUGAGGAUCCUGGCAGUUGUAGGGACAUUCUGUGUUGAGCGUUGCAGCAUCAACAACGUUGAACUCGAAGAAAGAAAAGAUAGGACCAAAAAUGCUUUCUUCUUGUGUCUUUUAUUUUAGAACUGCGACACAAGCAUGUUAACAUCCACACCGGAGACCACGUUCUCCUCAACAACCAUUACGCACUGACGCAGUGUGCGUGCCGCUCUGGUGGUGAAAAACUAAAAGCACAACCCUCUCAAUAACAUCAGUUUACACAGCUGAGAACGUGAGUACACAAAUUUGAACAUCCCAACACCUCUUCUUGAACUCAUGUUGCUCAAGUCUUCAAAACAAAAAAAACACCAUAUUGGUUUUAAUAUCUUGUUUUCCCCCUCUUUAUCUCUUCUAAACACCAAACAAAAUACCUGCAAACUUUCCAAGUUUUAACCUAGAAACAGGCUUGGUCAUAAUGUCUGCAGCCAUCUCUUCAGUAGUGCAAUAUAACAGAGACAUUUUUCUCUCAUUUACAAUGGACCUUACAAAAUGAUAUUUAAUGUCCACAUGUUUGCACCUUUGUCGACUCACAGGGUUAUUAGCCAAAGCGAUCGUCCCCUGGUUGUCCUCAUACACCACUGUCUGUGUGUAUUUGUAGUUGUCUAUACCUUUCAAAAGCUGUUCUAAAUAUAUACACUCUUGCAUUGUGGAAGCUAGAGCUAUAUAUUCUGCUUCAAAUAGAAAUCGCCACAGUAGGUUGCUUCCUGGUUUUUCAUGAAACCAGAGAGCUGUUGUUGCAUAAACUGACACAAUAACCCGAAGUACUGCGUCUAUCAUUUUUGUCUCCUGCCCAGUCAGCAUCACUGUAGGCUAUUAAACCUAGGUUUUCACUGUUGCUCCUGAAGCACAACUGUUUGCCUUUUGUUCCCUUUAGGUAUCUCAAUACAUGUUUUACAGUUAUCCACUGUUCUUCUGUUGGUUCCUGGAGAUGUUGAGACAAUUUGCUGACCACAAAACUCAAAUCUGGACGGGUACAUGUUACAAGAUAUAUAAGACUUCCAACAGCCUCCCUAUACAUUUUCACACCUUCCAUCCUAGUAGCUUCUCCUGUGUAACUCAACUUUUGUUCACAUAGAGUUUCCCUGGGCUUACAGUUCUCCAUGUUAAACCUUGUCAGUAUUUUGUUAACGUAUGUUUCUUGUGACAUUGUUACACAUCCAUCAGACUGAGUGAAAUCAAGACCCAGAAAAUGCUCAAGUCUGCCCAAAUCCUUCAUCUUAAAUCUGGUUGAGAGCAUUUUUUUCACUUCUUCCAUUUCUUUUUCAUUGCUUGCCGCAAUUAUUAAGUCAUCAACCCGAAUAAUCAUAAUUAUUAUUCCUUGUUCUGUUUCCUUGGUGAACACACAGUGUUCUGCAGGGUUUUGCUUAAAUUUGUUUACAGUCAAGUUAUCGUGCAGAAUCUUGUUCCAGUUUCAACCGGAUUGCUUUACCCCUUAAAAGGAUUUCUUUAGUUUACACACCAAACCUUCCCCUUCUUCAUAACCUUUUGACUGAUCAACGUAGAUCUCAUAGUCGAUGGGAGCAUGUAAAUACACUGUUUUCACAUCCAUUUGGUUGAGUAACAGAUUCUCCUGUGCUGCUUUCUGUAGAAGAACUCUUAUGCUGGUCAAGUUAGCGGUUGGAGAGAAUGUCUCGCCAUAAUCUAUUCCCAUUUUCUGACUGAAACCUUGGGCUACAAACCUUGCUUUGUAUCUGUCCUGUCCUUCGCUGUCACUUUUGACUGAAUGAACCCACUUUCCUCCCACGGUUUUCUUUCCUUUUGGUAAAGUGGUAAGGGUGAAAGUGUUGUUUUCUUUUAAGGAUUUUACUUCUUCAUCCACAGCUUUUCCCCAUUUCUUGGAGUUAACUGAUCCCAUAGCAUCCUCAAAUGUGUUCGGGAUGCCACAAACCCCUCGGUAACAAUAGUCUAUGGUAGUGUAAACUUCAUCGCUACCACAAUGAUCAGUUAUAAAAUCCUUAAGGUGACUGGGUUUUCCUUUCUCCCAGUAGGAUUCCUUCUAAAAUCAGGUACUUCUUUUUCUGCAUCUGACACCUUUGGUUCAUGCUCAUCUGGUAUGUCAUUUUGUACAUUUUUAUCACUUGUCGUUUCAUGAACACCCUCAUUGUGUUCGACUUUAUCUGAGUUUGUGUCUGUCAGGUUGUUCUACACUGGUGUAAUCCUCAUUUAUUUCUGUCUCAUCUGUCUGUGUUUCUCUCUCCACAUUUUCUUUUCUUAUAAACUUAACCAGUCUGUGUUUUUGAACUGUUUCUGUAUCCGGGUGGUAAACGAGAUAGGCUGGACUAUUUUUAUCAUAGCCUACAAAAAAUCCCUGGCUACAUUUUGGAUCAAGCUUACCUUUGUGUUGUUUGUAUGCAAAACAUGCAGAUCCAAACUUCUCCAUUUUUGAUACAUCUGGCUUUUUGUCUGUCAGCAUUUGAUAAGGGGGUUUCCCUGUUGUCAUGACUCAAGGGAGGUGUUUAACCCAAGACAUGCAAAAUCAACACGACUUCUUAAAACAGGAACAAAAGGCGCACUGGAAAGUCCAGUGAGGGUGUACCGUUCGGCUUUAGUCCAUAUAAUAAUCUAAGAAGUGCGGACAGGUGGGUAGCCAAGGUGAGUGUAGGUGGUGGCUCAGUGGCUGAGGCGGGUGAGGCAGCAGAGAUUAAAUGGCAGGCGUUGUAGAGGAGGAUGGGACGUGGUUCUGGAAAUCCGGGGUUCGAGCGGCGAGAGUAGUGUGUAGCGUGGAGUAUCCUGAACAGAACAAACAAGCAGGGUUUAGAGGAGAAUCCAAAAAGCGUAAUCCAGAUAAACAGUCCAAGGUUCAGAGCCAAAAAUCCAAUGUCAAAUCCUAACGAGCAAAAACGAGCAAACAAGGUGAAGAGGCUGGGGCUACCUAACAGGUGCAAUCAUCCGGCGUAGUGUGGUGUCUCCAUCCUCCCUUUAUACCCGACCUCCUGAUUGGAGAUUCGGCGCACCCGCAGCUCCCUCCGCUCCUCACCUGUGGAAGAUUGCCUCAGAGCUGGUUAGUAAUGAGAGAGAGCUCACCUCAGCUCAGGAACAUGACACCUGUUCACCUGUUAAAACAUCGGUUUUGUGUUAUAGCUGCUGUUUGGACAGCAUAGUUCCAUAGACACUUUGGUAACUGACUCUCAAUCAGCAUGCAUCUACCCAUCUCAAAAAGGGUACGCCACCCUCUCUCGGCUGUCCCGUUUUGAUGCGGUGAAUAUGGAGCAGUUGUCUCAUGCCUGAUACCAUUUUUCAUUAGUAGAGCCUGGAACUCUCCACAGGUGAAUUUGGUGCCGUUAUCUGAUCUAAGGCACUUCACAUUACCAUAAGGGGCAACAUCUGCAAGAAACUUUUCCGCAGAGGUGGAAAGUAACGAAUUACAUUUACUCACGUUACUGUAAUUGAGUAGCUUUUUUGUAAAUUUAUACUUUUUAAGUCGUUUUUAAAAUCUGUACUUUUACUUUUACUUGAGUAAGUUUUUUAAAAAGAAUUGUAAUUCGCUACAUUUUAAAUCAUAUCCGUUACUGAGUAAAAAUAAAUUAUAGGCUUAAUAAAUUAAAAAUAUUACGUGUAGCAGCGUCGGAACAGAAAGAGACACCUGCAUGAGCGCCACGUCUAAACCGGGGAGGGGGGGCUACAUGCUUUAUGAUGAGGACAAACAGCCAUUUUUACCGCAGUUUUGCUCAAAAACAAAAGUUCUAUGAUCCACUCGCUGUUUGCCUCCUCUCUCCCUCCUCUCCUGUGGGUUGGAACUGUCAGGUACGAUCGGCUGAGCUGGAGUGUGGCUUGGAGACCCAGGCGCGGAGAGACUGGUAUUUGGUCGUGACUGAUUACAGCGUGGGAAGUUCUCUUCCCGGAUGGUCUUUAGAGUUGGCAGAUUAGGCUUAGUCGUUUUGAGAAUUGGUUGGCGUCUAUCGUGAGAUGAUGACUGAGUGCCGGCUCAGCUGUGACAGGUCCUUAAAUAGGCUCAGCGGGAUGACGUCACCGGGAAGCGUCGGUGACAGGGAUGCUGGGAACUGGAGUGCAGUGCCAGCCAGGCCCGCAGAGGAGGUUAAGAGGAGGAGUUCA
Messenger RNA from Nothobranchius furzeri (turquoise killifish), 10290 nucleotides. It is a transcript of the gene cyp21a2, whose product is annotated as cytochrome P450, family 21, subfamily A, polypeptide 2. Gene Ontology annotation, molecular function: iron ion binding; steroid 17-alpha-monooxygenase activity; heme binding. The record is from RefSeq and is a predicted model, not a curated record. Gene Ontology annotation, biological process: hormone biosynthetic process; progesterone metabolic process. Lineage: Eukaryota; Metazoa; Chordata; Actinopteri; Cyprinodontiformes; Nothobranchiidae.